AUGGGCAGCAACGGCAAGAGCAGGGCGCAGCAGGAGCUGAGCACGGGGACGGAGAUGAGGAAGCCCGAGGACUGCACGGGCUCUUUCUUUCGACACCUCGAGCCGCCUUUGGCCGACGAGGGCGGCGCCGGCAUGGCUCCGCCGCGCGGCGCGAAGCGGCCCCACCACUGGAGCUCCAGCGGCGGGCCGCUGCCAGGCCCUGCGGCCAGCGGGGGCUGGGCCGGCAGCGCCAGCGCCCUCGGCGCGGGCAGCUCAUCGGCGAGGCCGUGGCACGGCGGGCGGCCCCCCGGGACGCCCGCCGGCGCACGCGGCGGCAGGGCGUCUGGCGCCGGGGCCUCGGCGCCCGCGGCCGCGCCCGCGGGCUCGGCGCACGAGGGCGGCGCCGACCCCGCCGAGGCAGCGCCGCCGCCGCGGGGAGCCGUGUGCGCGGUGAUCGAGAGCCGCGCCCGCGAGGUGGGCCUCGCGUUCAUGCACCGGAGGUCCAUGGAGUUUGAGAUCGCUCAGUUCUGCGACAACGGCAGCUACAGCCGCACCACCGCCGCGGUGCUGGCCUUGGAGCCGCUGGCGGUGGUGGCGAGCCGCACGUCGAGGGGCACGCAGCUGUUCAGGGUGCUCGACGAGGCCCUGGCGCAGGCAGGCUACCCCGAGCCCACGCUCGUGGACCGGAGAUUCUUCGACGAGACCGAAGGGCACGGACUGCUCGAGGAGGCGGACGUGUCGGGCCUCCAGCCGUGCGAGCUCCCUGCCAAGUUCGUGGCGUGCGCCGCGCUCGCGGCGCUGUGGCGCUUCGCCGAGUCCGCCAUGGAGCUUCACCUGCAGGCCAAGGCGGUGAGCGUCGUGUACCGCGGUGCUGCAGACGUGAUGGCCAUCGAUGCAAACACUGCACGGCUCUUGGAGCUCGUGGUGGACGCGCGAGGGCACAAGGAGCGCAAUUCCAUGUUCAGCAUGUUCGCCUGCCGCACGCCGGGCGGCGCAAGGCUUCUGCGCCAGUCAUUGCUGCAGCCGCCGGCCGUGCGUGCAGAGAUCGAGGCGCGGCAGGACGCCGUUCAGGCGCUGCUUGCCGACGAGGCGCUCUUCUUCGAGCUGCAGCGGCUGCUGCCCGCUGUGGGUGAUCUGGACCUCCUCGCGGCACGGCUCACCGUCGAGCCCAAGACGCGUGGCCAGCAGUGGUGUAAGGCUGCCAUUCGCACCGCCGUGCGGCUGCGCCACGCGCUGGCUGCGCUGCCGCUGCUCGCGGAGGCGUUGAAGGCGGCCGACGGGCGCGAGGCGCCCAGUCUGCUGGGCGAUGCCCGCGCAGCCCUGCUGCACUCGCGGUUUCCCGGCCUGCUGCAGGAGCUCGACACCGUGCUCGACGGGGAGGGGCCGCCACUGCUCCAGGGCCAGGGCUCCAUGGCGCACGCGGCGCUGAUGUACGCCGUGCGCCCGAGCGUGAGCGCUCUCUUGGACAUCGCAAGGCAGACGUGGAACGACGCACUGGAGCAGAUCCACUCGAUGCACCGCAGCUACGCGGCCAAAUACCCCGAGAUGAACAUCAGGCUGGAGUUCACCGACCGUCGCGGCUGGUACUUCUCCCACACCGCCGUGCACGAGUUGCCGGCGGACUUCUUCCGAACGGCCCAGAAGGGCACCUCCGCGAAGCAGACCAGCACCACCCGGGAGCUGAGCUCGGAGAACUUCAAAUUGCGACAGGCCGAGCGGGAGAUCUUGAUGCAGACAGUCGCGGUACUGAACGGUCUCUACGAGGUGCUGCGCGUGGAGGCACCGCUGCUGUACCGAGUGUCGCACGCGGCCAGCACCCUCGACCUCAUCCAGGCGUUCGUGGGCUACGCGCUGCUCUGCGGCGGGUGCGUGCGGCCCGAGCUGACGGAGGAGCCGUCCGCUCCCAUUGCCGUCAAGGGCGGCAGGCACCCGCUGAUGGAGCGGAUCCUCUCGCAGGACUCUCGGUCGUUCGAGCCCCUCGACUUCUUUAUCGGGGAGGCUUGCCACUUCCAGGCCGUCACCGGGCCGAACGCUGGGGGGAAGUCCACGUAUCUGCAGACCGUGGCUCAGCUGGUCGUGCUGGCACAGAUCGGCUGCUUCAUCCCCGCGCGCUACGCCACGGUCCGGGUGGUCUCAUCCCUCUUCACGCGCAUUGGCAGCAGCGACAGCAUCGAGGCCUCGGCCUCCACCUUCCUGCUGGAGAUGCAGGAGGCAACCCACAUCAUCCGCGACGCGGCCCCAGAGAGCCUGGUUCUCAUCGACGAGCUCGGCCGUGGCACCGCGCACGCCGACGGCGUCGCCAUUUGUUGGGCGGUGUGCGAGCGCCUCAUCGAGCUCAAGGUGUACACGCUCUUCGCGACGCACUUCUUCGAGAUCUGCCGUCUUCAGGCGGUCUUCCCAGGCUUCCGCAACAUCCACUUGCGGUCAACCGCUGGCGCUGGCCAGGGCCUCCACACAGACGCGGGCGCGGGAGCACAGGCGCACGACCACGCGCAGGGCGCACAGAAUUUCGCCGCGCACCAGGUGGCAGACAUCCUGGAGCGCCUCCAGCGCCCCUGGCUGGAGAAGCGCGCAGCACGCCAGCCUGAGGUCUUCGUGGGGUCGGAAGGGUCGAAGGACGUAGAGACGAAGGAACGUAGAUAA
Molecule: messenger RNA, 2622 nt
Organism: Prorocentrum cordatum
Lineage: Eukaryota; Dinophyceae; Prorocentrales; Prorocentraceae
Source: the annotation of a GenBank genome assembly